Messenger RNA from Anoplopoma fimbria (sablefish), 2710 nucleotides. RefSeq names its product dual-specificity tyrosine-(Y)-phosphorylation regulated kinase 2 (gene dyrk2). Gene Ontology annotation, molecular function: ATP binding; protein serine/threonine/tyrosine kinase activity; protein serine/threonine kinase activity. The record is from RefSeq and is a predicted model, not a curated record. NCBI's taxonomy places the organism in Eukaryota, Metazoa, Chordata, Actinopteri, Perciformes, Anoplopomatidae. Gene Ontology annotation, cellular component: nucleus. Gene Ontology annotation, biological process: peptidyl-serine phosphorylation; peptidyl-threonine phosphorylation.
GGAGGAGCAGAAGGAGGAAGAGGAGGAGCUGCAGAAGGAGGAAGAGGAGGCGUCCCGUCCUCGUCCGUGUCCAGAGGAGAGGAGCGGCCGCCAUGUUAACCAAGAAGCCCGGAACCUCGGUCCUCCCAGCGGGCAAAGUGGGCGAGUCGGUCUACUCUCCAGGUCACGGUGGCUCUCAGACGACGUCGCCUGUCGCCCUGCCGCGACUUCGCAACCACAACCACAACGCCCUGACGGGAGGCUCCAAAGCCGCCAUGUCGGACGCCGUCCAGCUGUCGUCUCAGUCGCAGGUCCACGUCACUCAGCUGUACGAGGAGAACACCAACAAGCGUCCGGUGCUGACCUCCCAGCCCAACGGCCUGGCUCCUCUCGGCUCCUCCUCCCGGCCGGGCCUCCCGCUGCCGGACCGCCAGCCCUCGGCCCCGGAGCCCCCCCACCACUGCCGGCAGGGCAGCGCCUCCUCCAACAAGUCGGCGGACGGCAAGCCGAAGCUGUCCUCCUUGUCCCCGGAGCAGGCCAUGAAGCAGUUCAUGUCCAAGAUGUCCACGCUGGAACACCACGAGGUCUUCAACUACCCCGAAGUGUAUUUUGUUGGUCCGAACGCUAAGAAGAGGUCGGGGGUCAUGGGCGGAGCCAACAACGGCGGCUACGACGACGAUCAGGGAUCCUACAUCCACGUUCCUCACGACCACAUCUCCUACGUUCCUCACGACCACAUCUCCUACCGCUACGAAGUCCUGAAGGUCAUCGGCAAGGGCAGCUUCGGACAGGUGGUGAAGGCCUUCGACCACAAGUCCCAGACCCACGUGGCCCUGAAGAUGGUCCGCAACGAGAAGCGCUUCCACCGGCAGGCGGCGGAGGAGAUCCGCAUCCUGGAGCACCUGAGGAAGCAGGACAAGGACUCCAGCAUGAACGUCAUCCACAUGCUGGAGAACUUCACCUUCCGCAACCACAUCUGCAUGACCUUCGAGCUGCUCAGCAUGAACCUGUACGAGCUCAUCAAGAAGAACAAGUUCCAGGGCUUCAGCCUCCCGCUGGUCAGGAAGUUCGCCCACUCCAUCCUGCAGUGUCUGGACUCGCUGCACAAGAACCGCAUCAUCCACUGCGACCUGAAGCCCGAGAACAUCCUGCUCAAGCAGCAGGGACGCAGCGGCAUCAAGGUCAUAGAUUUUGGUUCCAGCUGUUAUGAACAUCAGAGAGUUUACACCUACAUCCAGUCCAGGUUCUACAGAGCGCCAGAGGUCAUUCUAGGCUCCAGGUACGGGAUGCCCAUCGACAUGUGGUCUCUGGGCUGCAUCCUGGCCGAGCUGCUGACCGGCUACCCGCUGCUGCCGGGCGAAGACGAAGCCGACCAGCUGGCGUGCAUCAUCGAGCUCCUCGGCAUGCCGAGCCAGAAGCUGCUCGACGCCUCCAAGAGAGCCAAGAACUUUGUGUCGUCGAAGGGCUACCCGCGGUACUGCACCGUCACCACGCUGCCCGACGGCACCACCGUGCUGAACGGCGGGCGCUCGCGGCGGGGGAAGGUACGGGGCGCUCCGGGCAGCAAGGACUGGAGCGCGGCGCUGAAGGGCGGCGACGACCCGCUGUUCUUGGACUUCCUCAAGCAGUGUCUGGAGUGGGACCCCACGCUCAGGAUGACGCCCAGCCAGGCGCUACGUCACCCGUGGCUGAGGAGGCGACUCCCAAAGCCGCCGAUGGGAACCACCGCCGGCGAGAAGACCUCCUCCUCCUCCUCCUCCAAACGCGGCACCGCCACCACCACCGACGGCGCCAUCACCUCCAUAUCCAAGCUCGCCACCACCUCCUCAACCACCACGUCCUCCUCCUCCAAAACCAGGACUAACUUGGCGGCGAUCACGGACGCCAACGGAAACAUCCAGCCCAGGACGGUGCUGCCCAAACUGGUCAGCUGAGAGUGAACGCACCCCCCGCGCUCGCUGUGGCGGGAAGCUGUGAAGCUGUGCUCUUGAGCAAACCAGCUGGAAACUAAAUAAAAACUGGUUCGUCCAGUUUUGAGGAGCGUUUGUUUAUUUUACGCUGGUCUUCACGGCGUUGUGUUGUGGGGUGCGUUCAGGAAACAAACAGUCAUGGAAAACUUGAGCGUUCGUGUGCUCAAAUGCAGGCUGGAAUUCAAGCCAAGCUGAAGGAAACUUUAUUGACAAAGUGGGAAUGCGUUCAGCCUCCUCAACUUCUCCAGAAAAGGACACAUUGUGAGCAGCGAGACAGGAAGUGACCACACAGGUUGUAAAAUGAUUGUGAGGCUGCUCAGACAAUCAGCACACUCCACUCUGUAGCUCCAAACACUCAAACACAUAAAAACAUGGUGCUGACGGAGGGAACAAAGCUUUUUUUUUAUGUUUUUACCACAGAAUCUUUUUAGCAGAGCUAAUAAACCGACACCAAAAACAACUUUAUAUAAUCUUAGUCUUACAAGGUUUUAUCUGCAGACAAGUGCAGAGUCGUAUGUUUGUGGUUUACUGACAAACAAGUCAGAUAUAUCCUUGUAAUACUUAAGUUACAGCUGCAAAAAAACGCAACGAUUAGCAUGCUAAUCUUUGUCUCAUAUCACUAUGAAAUCAUCUUUGUUACGUUUCAGUUUAGGGAACAAAGGUGGGCACUUGUCAUUACUUAAAUGGCAAUUAAUCAAUCCCAACUGAACCAUCAACCCUGUUAGCUGGCUCUUGUUAACAUGCUAUCUUGGUGCCUGUCA